Messenger RNA from Aspergillus uvarum CBS 121591, 4165 nucleotides. RefSeq lists its product as uncharacterized. The record is from RefSeq and is a predicted model, not a curated record. The transcript is spliced from 7 exons. NCBI's taxonomy places the organism in Eukaryota, Fungi, Ascomycota, Eurotiomycetes, Eurotiales, Aspergillaceae. Gene Ontology annotation, cellular component: membrane. Bases 1 to 4098 code for a protein of 1365 amino acids.
AUGGCUACAGAAAGUACCCAAGCGAUGGAACGCGGAGACACUAUGUCUUCUGAUCAAGUGUUCAGCAACACCUCGCGCCCAGUCACAUCGCAUCGGCGACAGCCGUCCCAAGGAUGGUUCACUGCCGAGCACGAGCCCGAGGGGGAGAACUAUUCGAAGAGCGUGAAGGAUCAAAAUAUCCCUCUCGUGCCUUACAUCCCCGAAAGGCCACAUGGCAAUCGUGCAUCCCGCUCAGGUUCCACCCACACCAAAGGCCGAGGUAAAACGCACCCAGAAGAGAUCAUGGGGCGGACAGACAGGCUACCGACGUUAGAGCCAUCUCUGUGGUCCGGGGAGAACGAACCGCCACAGGCCACCGGCACCAAGCGACACGGAGGUGAUGGUUCCAAGCCCGCAGCCUCCGAAAGCCAGGGAUCUCCCCUGAGCCGGUCGAAUACACGGCGAUCUACAGCGGACCAUGAACAGCCCUUGGCCUCGGAUCGCUCGCCCCUUCAACUGCUAGAGGUAUCAUUAAAAGAGAAGAAAAGAGCACGGGUGUUGGAGGCUGAAAUGAAGCUCAAAGAACGAAUGCAAAGGGAGGCCGACAGCCGAGCAUCUGCAUCCUCGCAUCUCCCAAAGCGGGUCGAUCCAAGAGUACCAGACCGUGAGGACGUUCUACGAGGCAUGAGUGGACAGGCCACCAGACAGAACCAGCCUGCUGCAUCGGGUGCGAAGCGACCGGAACACCGACGCCUUGCUUCCGAGCCUCGAGCAGAAUAUGGCCCCCUGGAACAAAAUCCAUAUGAGAGGCCCAGACCAUCUCGCACCAGAGCCCCUUCUCUACAGAACCCAGCGGCAUACGCGGCUGAUGAGGGCCCCUUUGCAAGCGCUAGACAAUCCAGCGCGGCGGUAAUGAACAGAGGCACCGUCCCCAGACGAACGGUUACCGAUAAGAUGGCGCCCUAUGGCAGAAAGAAUGUGCCCAGUCAAAUGGAAACCAGUAAGCCGAAGCCGGGGCCACAAGCACAGCAUGAGUACGGGGCUCAAAAAGGCAGACCAUUGCCACAAGCUGGUUCAGACGCAGGUCCUCCGCAACCGAAGACAAUGCUUCCACAGAGUACUGCGAAAAACCUUGCUGGAGUUGCUCCGGAGCUGUCUAUUCCCUUGGGAGCUGACAUGGGCGCCGAUUUGAGCCGAGAGACUUUUGGUACGGAAACGAGUGCGCCGUCAAAACCCAAGGUCUCAUUCAAUGUGCCACCACCCACACCUCCUCCACUAUCGGAGUGGAAGACCGCACAAGUUGCUCGAUUGGGAGCUUCCGACUUUGAUUUCCAGCGACUUGAUGCCGAUCGAGGAAAGGCUUGGUGGGAAGGCGCAACGGGUAAUAAUCGUCGACGCAGCAGGGCUCUUCCAAGCGACUUUCCGCAAAGAACACCGACUCAAAAAUUAGCAGGUAGCAAACGCUUUCAGCCGCCGAUAUUCCUGAAGUGUGGGCCUCUACUCCGGUACGGCGGAUUAAGGCGAGUCCGGAUUGACGGGCCCAACGGGCCAUUCAACAAGGAGACAUGGAGAGGUAGCAUCCUCAUUGUGACCCAAGAUUCGCGCUCGUCUUAUGAGCCAUCCCCGACCCUACGAUUAUUCCCACAACCAAUGGAUCUGCUCCCCCCUCCACCAGUUCAGGUAGAUGGUGAAGAAGCUCGCCUUGCACCUGAGUACGUUGACCCUACGGCAGGCUUGAUGAAGCUGGGGCGAGACGGGCGGGCUAUAUAUGUCAAACCAGUGGACCAUAUUGAGGAAGAGACAGACCUUUCAGUAAUCGAGAAUGACGAUGGCCUAUUUGAGAUGUCCCCAAGCAUGGUCGACUACAACAGUGAGGGUGUCAAGCAACCUGUUCCCGCCAAUCGACUUCACCCCAUGGACGGGGAAGUUGCUGGAAGCUACACCGAGGUCACUGGAGCCCGCCUCUACGCGGACCCAGGGCGAGAUGUGACGUUCUGGAGGUUUAACAUCGAGGUCGAGCUAGGUCCCACCCAACAGCGGAUUGCUUAUAGACUGAAUCAGGGACCUGCCAUAGGUUUCUGGGUCCCCGCACGUGGACAGUCAAUGAACAUCGUGUUCCAUACGGGCAACGGUUUUAGCGCAGCUGUCAAUCCCAACAAAUUGUGCGGGCCUGAUCCUUUGUGGCGUGACAUAUUGACUGAGCACCAGACCCAGCCCUUCCACGUCAUGAUUGGUGGAGGUGACCAGAUCUUUAAUGACAAGGUCAUAGCAGAGACAGCCCAUUUCCAGGAAUGGGUAAAAAUCAAGAGCUUGGGCGAGAAGUAUGACGCUUCAUUUACAGCCGAGUUUCGAGCCGAGCUAGAGGAUUUCUAUCUUGGGAACUACUCCGCGUGGUUCUCGCAAGGGCUUUUUUCCCUGGCCGGCUCCCAGAUUCCCAUGGUGAACAUGUGGAACGAUCAUGAAGUCAUCGAAGGUUUUGGAUCCUACCCCGAGGAGUUCAUGAACUGUGCUGUUAUCUCGGGACUCGGGAACAUCGCGUUCAAGUACUAUCUCUUGUUCCAACAUCACAGUGUUCCCGAAGAGACUGAGGCUGAGGAGCCAAGCUGGCUUCUUGGAGCUCAACCUGGUCCAUAUAUUAACCAAAAGAGUCGGCAUCUAUUCAUGUCUUUGGGUGACGGAGUGUCUUUCCUUGGAUUAGAUUGUCGUACGGAGCGGAUGACGGAUGAAAUUCUCAGUGAACAGACGUGUGAUCUGAUCUGGGACCGAUGUCAUCGCGAGAUAACGAGGGGUGAGACCAAGCACCUGAUCGUCUCCCUGGGUAUCCCAAUAGCAUACCCAAGAGUGGCAAUGGUCAAGAACAUUCUCAAUAGCCGCAAGUCUCUGGGUAAAGCCGGACUUUUCGGCGGCUUGGUGAACAAGAAUGGCGGCAAAGUAGAGAUCUUUGAUGACCACUGGACAGCCAAGCACCACAAGUCAGAGCGAACGUAUCUGAUCGAGGACCUGCAGGACUUGGCCGCUGAAAAAUCAGUUAGAGUCACUAUUCUAAGCGGCGAUGUCCAUCUGGCCGCCGUCGGUCAAUUCUAUUCAAAUCCGAAAUUGAACCUCCCCAGAGACAAAGACUACCGCUACAUGGCCAAUGUCAUCUCCUCCGCUAUUGCGGACCUGCCUGAGACGGAGAUGAUUUCCGACAUGCUGAACAAGCGCAACCGGGUGCAUCACAUGGAUACCAAUACCGACGAAGACAUGGUCCCUCUUUUCACUCACGAUGUGAACAACAAGCCUCGCAACAAUAAGAGACUGCUACCUCGACGCAAUUGGUGUUCCAUCCGCCAAUACCAACCAGGUUCUACGCCCCCAGGCACACCACGAUUUGCUUUGAGGCCCGGCGCGGAGGAGGCUCGCCCGCGUAAAUUGAAAAGAACGCUAUCACUGACCCGUGGGGAUAAGCCUCCCAGCGGAGGCCUAUUCCGCCGGCUUUCUGGCCGUGGCCCGCCGCCUACGAAGGAAUUUAAUCUGGGCGAGGCCCCAAUCGGACGACGGAUGAGCAUGGAUGGACCCUUCAAUUCGGCUGCUGAAACAAGGGAUGCCUUUCAGCCUGGGUUCUUACAACGCCGCCCCACGAAUGCUAGCCAAAGGAUGGGCAGUCGUGCGGGCGGAGGGCUAGACGCAUCGAGCAAUAUGGAGGAAGGCCUAGCUAUUACGCUCAAUCUCGAGCUCAACCCCAAGGAUCCAGCCGGUAUCACGACGCCAUACAAGCUGCUGAUUCCCGCGCUCCGAUACGAAGGGAUGGACUUUGACCUACCAGCCGCCCCGGUCGCCAAAGGGUGGAAGAAAUGGUUGGGAGUCCGGGGCGCCAAGAGAGAGAGGUUGCCAGCGGAGGACACGGAGGUUGAGGAUGACGAUGAGGACGGGAUGAGCGACGAGGAAAAUGAUGAGGACGAGGGUGGCUAUGAGAAUCCUCGAGAGGUAUAUGGUGGGGGAGUGGGCGAGGGUAGUAGUAGGAUGGCCCCUGCCGGGUUAGUGGGUGCGAGUGUGGACGAUAUGGAUGGGGAGGAGGAGGGCGAGAAGGAGGAGACCACUCCUUCGAAGCGAAAAAAGUGGUUCGGACGAUCAAAGUGAGGGGGGAGGGGUGAUGAGGGUGAUGAUUGACGAGAGUGACAUGUAAUAAUGUACUUGAUGAUAUGAU